Messenger RNA from Meleagris gallopavo (turkey), 1330 nucleotides. RefSeq names its product C-type natriuretic peptide 1. The record is from RefSeq and is a predicted model, not a curated record. Lineage: Eukaryota; Metazoa; Chordata; Aves; Galliformes; Phasianidae. Gene Ontology annotation, molecular function: hormone activity. Gene Ontology annotation, biological process: receptor guanylyl cyclase signaling pathway; cGMP biosynthetic process. Gene Ontology annotation, cellular component: extracellular region.
AUUUACAUUCUCAUGCAACUUACUUGACAUAUUUUUAGGAGUUGGAUGUACCCACUUCUCCAAAUAACACUCUUAUGCCUUAUUAAUGCCAUAUUAACACAUUAGGUGAUAAUAUUUGGUUCUCAAACUACAUAUUCUGAGCCCCCCUCCUCCCCCUUUCCCUGUUUUUGUAUUUCACAGAGCCAGGUGAAUUCCUUUUUCAUUAGUACUUCUCUCACAAUUAUUUUUCCCCAGAGGCAAAGGAAAGGUUCAGUGAUCAACUUAGGGAACACUGAGCUAAGCAAGCUGACAUAUAUAAAUGGCACCAAGAACACAAGCUGCAGAGACCUUCACAUUCACAGCAACAGAAUGAUGCUGCAUUGCCUAAAUGUAAAAUGCUCCUUUUAUUCCCAGCCAGAAAGGAGAACUAUUUCUUCCCUCCUCCUCUUGGGAGAAUGAAAACAGAUCAGAACCUCAAACCAAUCCUUGCACUGGCUGGAACUCAAAAGGUAGACUUGGGAGGGGUUGAAGGAAGAUAUAAAGGCUGGUGGCUGGAGACACGGAGUGGCACAGAACUGGAGUGACUCAAGGGGAGGAAGAAUCAGAGACAUCAAAACACGAAGAUGAAACUUCUUUUUUGCUCUGGAUUCUUCCUGCUGCUUAUUGUCAGCCAGAAGCAGGCAAUGGCCAAACCAAUUUCCAGCUUGCAGAGUCUGUCCAUGCUGUUAGAUGAGGAGCUGGAGCAUCCCCUGGUCUCAGAAGAGAGGGAUCGUGAGCAAGAUGGCUCAAUCCCAAUAGGUGCCUUUGAGAAGGAAGAUGCUGAGAUCCAGUGGACCCGAAACACCAGAGAUCAGCCUGCAAGCAAUUCCACUGCUGACAGGGCUGCCCAGAGGCUCCUCAGUGACCUCUUAGGCUUACCUCAGAGACACCAAAACAGAAGCAAAAAGGGUCUGUCCAGGAGCUGUUUUGGGGUCAAGUUGGACAGAAUUGGGUCGAUGAGCGGACUGGGGUGCUAACUGCUUACUGUGGUAAGAGAAAGUCUUGGACACAUGGUUUUGUGUAUAACUUGUGUACAUAUGUAGAAGAGCUCAUUUAAUUAACCUUUAAGAAAGGGUGCCUAGAGUAACUUUCAUCCUCCUAUUGAAAACACAGUUAAUUAACUUCACUGGCAGAAUAUAUAAUCAGCAGUAUGCUUAAAACCCAUAGAAACCACAGCUCUGCUUUACCUGCUUUUCACUCCUUUCUCCAAGUCAGAUGUAUGUGCUUCAUGUUGUCACAGACGCCAGAUCAGGGUGGCUUUCACCAAUUCCUUAGGGAUUCUUCUGUCAGUCCAAACUUUGGGGAUGCAGCU